UUUUUUGUUCCUCGAUGGACGGAGAAACUUCAUCAGCAUUAGCUGUUGAGGAGAUUGACACGAUUUUUUGGGAAUUCGACAUGCAGGAUUUCACACCAGAAGCGGGACGGGCCCAAGAGCCGAUGCCUGAUGCCGAUAUGUCAGCUUCACCAGAGAAGACGUCACCAGAUUCAACCGAUUUCGUACCUCUGUCAGCUUCGGUAGAAGGUGCUGUGGAAGAUAUGUUAGAAAUGCAGGCGAUUUCUGAAUCUGUUUUAGUUUCGGCUUUAGAAAUGGAUUCAGUUGCUCCAUCCGUACAAAUGUCCUCAUUAACAUCCGCUCCUGACCCACAUUCAGCCCCAGAUUCAGCUGCGUUUGAGGAGUCAGACACACUGGGAGCUGAAAAAGCACAUGCUGGAGAGUCAUUGACAGGUCCUGUUGUUCAGUCGACCGGCACGUCUGAUUCAGAUGGGACAUACAUGAUCCCCGACCCGGUGUGGGUGAUGGGGGGAGAUGCUCUUCUCGCGGAUUUGGAGUCCACAACUUCCCACAUUUCCAAACAAGCUGUUUUUCUGCCAGAAGAGACGCCAUAUUCUUACCCCACAGGAAGUGACUCAUAUCAGGACGUGUCCUCCCCACCUCGCGUAACCUCUCCUCCUGCUCAAACACUGAAUGGAUCUUGGGUAGAAAAGCCAGAAUCGAAGCACUCAUCAACCCAGUCUGUCAGCUCAGCUCCGAAAAGCGCCAGUCCUCGUGUGUCACAGUCUGAAGAAGAGCACGUCUAUAGUUUCCCCAACAAGCAGAAGACUACUGACUCCCCCGCCGCCGUCAUGAGCUCAUCACUGGGCAGUAACCUAUCAGAGCUGGACCGUCUGCUGCUGGAGCUCAAUGCCGUACAGCACAGCACACCUGCCUUCCCUACUGAAGAGACCUACCCACACAAACCAGCCAGCAACGCCCAAUGCUAUGUCCCAGAAAACGGCGUCUCAUCAGUAGUGAAAGCACCUCCUUCCAAGAUGGAGAAACCCAAACGCAGUGCACCCGGACGGGGGAUCGAAGAUGUCAGACCCAGUGUGGAGAGCCUGCUUAAUGAGUUGGAGAGCUCUGUGCCGGCCCCUGUACCCGCCCCUGCAGUGCCAGUGGUCCCUGAGUUGAGAGAAGUUCAGGAGGAGACCCCCGCCCAGCAGCAGGCCAGAAUCUCUGCCUCCUCAGCGACACGAGAACUCGAUGAACUCAUGGCCUCACUUUCUGACUUUAAAGUUCAAAGCAAUAUUAUGGCUCAGGGCAAGAGUUCCCCCACCAGCGUUCCAAAGCAGGGGAAUAAACUGGAUAACAUGUUGGGCAGCCUGCAGUCAGACCUCAACCGGCUGGGUGUCCAGACUGUUGCCAAAGGCGUUUGUGGAGCCUGCAAGAAACCCAUCGCUGGCCAGGUGGUGACAGCAAUGGGGCGGACGUGGCAUCCGGAACAUUUCGUGUGUACUCACUGUCAGGAGGAAAUCGGCUCCAAAAACUUCUUUGAGCGAGACGGCCAGCCGUACUGUGAAAAGGACUACCACAGCCUCUUCUCUCCACGCUGUUACUACUGCAACGGACCCAUUCUGGACAGAGUGGUGACCGCGUUAGACAGGACUUGGCAUCCGGAGCAUUUCUUUUGUGCCCAGUGUGGGUCAUUCUUUGGGCCUGAGGGUUUCCAUGAGAAGGAGGGAAAGGCGUACUGUAGGAAGGACUACUUCGACAUGUUUGCCCCCAAAUGUGGCGGUUGUGCUCGUGCCAUCCUGGAGAACUAUAUUUCGGCUCUUAAUUCUCUUUGGCACCCUGAGUGUUUUGUCUGCAGGGAGUGUUUCAUUCCGUUUGUGAACGGCAGUUUCUUCGAGCAUGAAGGGCAGCCCUACUGUGAGGCUCAUUACCACGAGCGCCGCGGCUCCCUCUGCUCCGGCUGUCAGAAACCCAUUACUGGCCGCUGCAUCACCGCCAUGGGCAAGAAGUUUCACCCCGAGCAUUUCGUCUGCGCCUUCUGCCUUAAACAGCUGAACAAGGGCACAUUCAAAGAGCAGAAUGACAAACCCUACUGCCAAAGCUGCUUUGUCAAGCUCUUCAGCUAGAGUCUGAUAGUGUUGAGGGGUGUAUGUUUGAACAUGCACCCAAUAUCCAAAGUCCCAAGGGUCGAGUUUUACAGCUCGUCACAGUGUCAUCUUGUGGCGAUAGUGAGCAUUACACCAGCUUGUUCCUGUGCCAAAGCACUGUCAGACAAGUGUAGAUCUUCAGGGAGGCUAUUACGAUUUUUAACAGCCUUUUUAAAACGCUUCCCCUGGAUCUAUAGACUAAAUUAUGGUCCUUUAAUUGCGUGGAGCUAUUUUAGAUAUUAUCGACUGCAUCGGACAAAUCAAGAUCUAUUUUUGUACUUGUUACACAUGCACACACACACACACACACACACUGAGCUUAACUUGAACAUAUGUAUGCACACUUCUGUUUGCACAUUUCAGGCAUCUCUUUGCUGCUUUCUGGUAUAACAACACUGCUAUUUUAUUUCGCUUCUUUUCUCCAUCGGCCACAUCAGGUUUUUCUUAAAGGUGCAAUAACAGCUUGGCAUAAUCAAAAUCUCAAUGCCAUAUUCUGUAUAUUUUUCUAAUUUUUGGUACUCUUGAGAGUUUUUCUCAGCCCUGAUUUUAUUGUGCAUGCAUUUCUCUGUCUGAUCACUUUAUAAAGUGUGCUCUUUUUUUUUUUGUUGUUGCCGAUUGUUUCUAUUUUUAUAUUCAUGGGUGGUUUCUGUUUUUUUGGACGGCUGGAGUGGUUUGAGCUUCCAUCCUUAUGCCUUUAUGAGAGUUUAACUGUGGAAACGACUCACUUCUGCUGUUAUAAUACAUAUUUUAUUCUUAUAAAACACCUUAAAGAGUCGAGUAUGUGGCGUUCCACAAUGUGCCUAUUGCCACCGGGCAUGUUUCGCGUUUUACUUAAUGAUUUUUGUCUUAAUUUCUUGUGUAUGUAAUGAGUUUGUUCCCCCUAUUUCAAUUCAUCUGAUUUCCUACUGUAUGCAAGUAAAUAUAUUAAAGUCUUACGGAUUAUCAGUGAUUACAACUUUACUCAACUUUUGUUUUUCCAUAAUUUAAAGAUUUUCUUUUUCAAGGUGAUGUCAUAUUUUAUUCUACAUUGACUGAUGACAUGCACAUUGUAUUUAAAACCUGGGGUCUAAAUGGGCUGUACAAGACAUUGAAUAAAUACCAGAAUCUGAA
Molecule: messenger RNA, 3212 nt
Organism: Onychostoma macrolepis
Lineage: Eukaryota; Metazoa; Chordata; Actinopteri; Cypriniformes; Cyprinidae
Gene: pxna
Product: paxillin a
Exons: 10
Coding region: 15-2081 (688 amino acids)
Biological process (GO): transforming growth factor beta receptor signaling pathway; substrate adhesion-dependent cell spreading; endothelial cell migration
Source: RefSeq, a predicted model, not a curated record